Messenger RNA from Dalotia coriaria, 1220 nucleotides. RefSeq lists its product as uncharacterized. Bases 560 to 1042 code for a protein of 160 amino acids. NCBI's taxonomy places the organism in Eukaryota, Metazoa, Arthropoda, Insecta, Coleoptera, Staphylinidae. The transcript has 4 exons. The record is from RefSeq and is a predicted model, not a curated record.
CUCUCCUUUGUAUAAUUAUAUUCUGUACAAAUUAUUACGUUUUAUUUAAUUUAAAAUAUAUUCUCAAUGAUUCGCUGAUUGCAUAAUCAAACAAGGAAAUGGUGUUAAUAAACUUUUCGCAGCAGUAACCAAUUAAAUCAAUCGACACAAGAUUGAAAAUUGCAACAGAAUAUGCAACAUUAGUUCAAAUUAUGAAAUAUUUGCCAUUGUGGGUUACAUUUAGCGAAUGUAUCACGUACUGUCAAUAAAACCACCCCUAAAACUUCCCCGCGAGGGCGCAAAAGUUAUUGGCGAACCUCAGAAGACUUCUUCAUGCGUGGCAUACAGAUAAACCUACAGAAAACAUGCGCUAGUAAAGUGACUACAGUGUACGUUAUUGACUCGAAACUCUUAUCUCUUAGCAACUUUUAUCAAGUCCAUAUGAUCACGUGUGCUUCAAAACCAGUGAUGCCCAAUCAGCAAAAGUGUUGUAUCCACGAACUGUACACGUAAAUGAACGUUAUGAACGUCAUCGCUGCGGUCACAUUAAAAUCUCGGUCAAAAACUAUCGCGUCGAAAAAUGUACCAUGAUGAUUUCCGUAAACCAGUAGAUGAGCUCACCAGGAAGUUCCUAUGCGGUUUCCCAAUAAAAACCAUCACUUGGGAUGAACGAUUGAAUAAUUCGGAUGCCCAGCGACUUCUUGUUAACAGCACUAUAAAUCACUUGCGUAACAUUGCUUUUCCUAUAAAGCGUUCCUAUCAAAAAGCAUUUUUAAAAUGGGUUAUAAAUAAUCUUGAACGAAACACUGAGACUGAAAUACAGGAUUGUGUUUACAAUGCUUUAUGUAAUUUAGUGAGUGAAGCUGAUGCUGAUAAUGUGAACUAUCAUAAACAUUAUUUGACUGAGUGUAGUGUAGUGAGUUUAUGUGAGAGCGAAAAGAUUAUUUCAGAGGGCACGACUGAAGAGAGUUGUCAAGUCACCGAAGAAGCAAUUCCGGAACAAAAGUGGUUCGUCUGGUCAACCGACACGCCGAUUAGAUUGUUCAAAGUGAUCGCCAACUAAGGAGGAGAACAUUUGAAAAAGUGUUCAAUGUUUUUCUUCCGCAAAAUAUUACAUCCAAUAUACAUCUACUUGCAAAUUUUAAUUAGGAAAGGGGAUUAUGACGUCAUAUCUUGAAAACAGCGCCAUCUCACAGUAAAUGCAUGUAUUUUCCGUAAGAGAAGAAGAGGUCUGCUGCGUA